AUGAGUUGGCUUGCUGAAUUACUGGAACAAAACAGUUCGGAUCCACGCGAACGCUUGGAACUUGGACAACAGAUACUGUCGCAGUUACAAAUUUCCAGAUUGUCGUCUGACUCCACACUUCUCAAUGAUUUCUGCGAUUUAGUAGUACAAUGGCUUUCCGGCUCUAAUUAUAAAGUAGCUUUGCUUGCAGUAGAAAUUAUUGAUGUAGCAAUUGAGGUAUCCGCGGAUGUAAUCACACCAUAUUUAUUGGAUCGAGCUACUGCUUUAGUAGAACGUCUGGGUGAUUCAAAACAAAGUGUACGUGAAGCUAUGGUUCAACUUCUUGCUGCACUCGCAAAUACAUCACAUUGUAGUCCUCAGGCUGUUCUUGAAAGAAUAUCAUUUGGAUUGAAUCAUCGUCAAUGGUUAGUACGUAUUGGUACCAUGCAUGUAACCCGAGUGGUACUCGAACAUCAGAGGCGAUUUGUAGAACCGCAAAUACAUCGGAUGAUUCCGACCCUUUGUCAUCUGAUGGUUGAUCCAAAUAUUGACGUGAGAGAAGUAGCAGCGAGUACAUUAAUUGUUAUAUUCUGGCAUCUGGGUGAAAACGUUUUGACAAGCAUCCGGAAACGACAACUUAUACCGGAACCAAAGUAA
This is a messenger RNA of Acanthocheilonema viteae, 636 nucleotides long. The record is from the annotation of a GenBank genome assembly. NCBI's taxonomy places the organism in Eukaryota, Metazoa, Nematoda, Chromadorea, Rhabditida, Onchocercidae.